Messenger RNA from Adineta ricciae, 969 nucleotides. NCBI's taxonomy places the organism in Eukaryota, Metazoa, Rotifera, Eurotatoria, Adinetida, Adinetidae. The record is from the annotation of a GenBank genome assembly.
AUGUCUGUAUAUCUCGACGAACGUCAAAUCAAUCAAAUGUCGCACAAUGAACUGCGUGAAGACUUGAUCAAACGGAAUUUAACACCAAAUGGUGAUGCCAGGAUUUUACGGCGUCGUUUGAUACAUAAUUGUAAACCACGCGAAAAACAAUUGUAUCAGUUCCUUGCGGUAAUCGAUUUUGAAGCAACGUGCGUAGCUCGACCACUUGAUCCUUACAUUCAAGAAAUCAUCGAAUUUCCAAUCGUACUGAUCGAUGUUAGUCAACAAAGCAUUAUUGAUACAUUUCAUUCGUACUGUCGACCGGUGCUUCAGCCAAUCUUGUCGGAUUACUGUAAACAAUUGACUGGAAUAACACAAGAGCAAGUUAAUCACGCACCAACGUUUACAGAGGUGUUUGCUAAUGUGGAAAAAUGGUUGAACGAAAGAAAUCUAAUACUGGAUUCAAAAGAAAUAUGUUUGUUUAUUACUGACGGGCCUGCAGAUUUCAACAAAUAUUUGCGCAAACAGUGUGAAAUUUCUCAAAUAAAGUACCCGACUUGGGCAUCUCAAUGGUUGAAUGUUAAGCAAACAUUUCGAAACUUUUAUUUCGUUACACCCGGUCGUAUAAAGAAUAUGUUAGACAGUUUGCAGCUUCAAUUUGAUGGAAAUCUUCACUCGGGUUUGGAUGAUGCGAAAAAUAUUGCAAAAAUAGUCAUUCAACUGAUUCAGGAUGGUUGUGUCUUGAUACCUAAUGAAUCCUAUACUUCGUCGAUGAUUCCAUCGGGACGAUUCGCAUCUAUUCGAAAUGAUCCUACAAGAAUAAGAUGUCUCAAUUGUUCGAGAUCUCAUUUUAAUGGUAGAUCUUGCAUUAAAGACACAAGUAGACGAAGACAACGAUCAAAAUACCAUCGAUCGUUAUCACGAGAAACGAUUCCAUCUUUACUGGAAUUUUCGUUUCCAUCUGCAAGUCGGCGUCUGACGAAACAUUAG